Messenger RNA from Diplodia corticola, 267 nucleotides. RefSeq lists its product as uncharacterized. Lineage: Eukaryota; Fungi; Ascomycota; Dothideomycetes; Botryosphaeriales; Botryosphaeriaceae. The transcript has a single exon. The record is from RefSeq and is a predicted model, not a curated record. The coding region runs from base 1 to 267 and encodes 88 amino acids.
AUGCCCGUCGGCAGCAGCAACGAAUCCGGCAUCUCGUCGGGCGUCAAGUUCGUGACGAGCACCGUCGGCAACACGGUCGGCGGCCUGGCCAACACGGUGGGCGGCGUCGUCGGCGCGGCCGGCCGCGGGCUCGGCGAGACGCUCGAGGGCGCCACGGGCAGCGCGGGCAGGCCCGUGGCGCGCGGCGUGGCGGACGCGGCGACGGGCGUCGAGGACGGCAGCGCGCGCAUCGCGAGGGGGGUCAAGGAUGCGGGGCAGGGGAAGUGA